GGCCGAUAGCUUUCUAGUAUGAAAAAGACAGUUUGAAUUUCUCAGGCUUUCUUGAUUUUUUCUUCUCCUUCAAUCAUUUGUAUUCACGUCUGAAAAGCGAUUUUGAUUAUGGUGGACGGUACGCCUACUUCUCCUGUUCCAAACAGCAACCAUAUGAUUACUACCGAGGAAACUCGACUGCUGGGUACAUCCACAACAAGUUACAGUACACGACAAAAGAUUACCACACAUAAAGAGACCAUUAUCACUAUUGGAAAUUCUGUCAAGGAAAGCAUCAAUAGUUUCAGGUUUACUGGAGCUAAUAUAGCAACAGCACAGCAUUUUCAAAGCAUUAUUUCCGCUGGCCAACCCACCGUUCCAUCAAAUGAAUUAGUGGAAAAAGUUCAAGAUAUUCUUGUCUUUGGUGAAAUCAAGAAGCAACAAGAACGUGCCUUGGCUCAGAAUGCUGCUAAUAAACAAGGGAAGCAACGUGAAAACGGAGAUGCCGAUGUACCCAGCACUGAACGUCGCAAAAGUAGCGAUAGUAGCAGCAGCAGCAGCAGCAGUGACACUGACUGCGACGAAGGAAGUACCCAUCACAUGUUGAAAAAGAAACUCAAUGAAUUUUCCAUCGAUAAAGUAGUGAGUGAUAGUGGUAAAAAAUUGAGAAAACGUGAUUUAGCUGUUGAUGCUUUGAAAUUCGCUACUGACAAAUGGAAAGAAAAACACGGUUGGCAAAAACAUAAUAAUGGAUUGAACAGUCCUCACAGCUCAGGUUCAUCUGCCUCUCUGAUAACCAAUAAUAACAUCGCCUCUACUGCUACAACUAUCGUAACUGAUAUUGGACAAAAAGUAAGUGGUGGAAACGUCACUACGGUUGUGAAGACACAAAAAAAGCGACUGGAAGAGGCAUAUUCUUCUUCUGCUGAGGAUGUCUUUGGUGUGGCUAAGAAUGCCUCUGUUUGUGCUGUUAUGGCUUUGUUACACGAGCGUCGGCAAUCAUCUGGUCAUUCCGCAGAUACUGAUAUUUCACUUCAGUCAUUGGCUUUGGCAACUUUGAAUCUCGGAUUAAAGGCGCAAGAAACAUCUGCUUCACACGUUGUGUUGUACGAAAUGUUGACAGGUAGAUGGAUCAAUGGAAAAUCAGCAUUGGAAUUGGCUGCGGAUAAUAAUUGUCAAUUGAUCUUGAAUGACGCACGUGUGCAGCUUGUAAUUCAGGACAUGUAUAAAAAUGGUUCUGAUUGGCGAAAUAAUCCUAAACACCCUAGUCAUAUAUGGCUUAAUCAUAAUGAGUCUCCAUUAGAAGCGCCUUCAAAAAAUUUCGUUUGGUUCGUACUAUGGCGUACGUUUACUGAUUACUUAGCACGAUGGCCAAAUGCUCGAUAUCAAACUAUGAUAGAAUUGGUUUCUGCUUUAAUCUAUCUUGGUUUCCAUUUAGCCAGUGUCUCCAAUUUGGACUACACGUCUGACACUCCUCAUGUCUACGAGUAUAUCUACUACGUUUUAGUACUCUCGGAUGGCUUAUACGAACUUUAUAAACUCUUUACACGUCCUUGCGUAUAUUUGAAGAAGGCAUCUUAUUACACUGCCUUCAUUACAGCAACAUUAUUGGUGGCUUCAUUUAUCGUUCGUAUCUAUGCAUUAACAGCAGUUAAACAAAUAGAUUAUGAAAUAUACCUGCUCCGCACCUCUUACAAUUUGCUUAUACUUGCUACUCCUCUCAUGUUCUUCCGUGUCUUUAUUUCCUCUUCAAACUCGUGCUGGUCUACUAAAAGGACUGCAACUGUUCUACAUCGGUGCUUUGUCAAUAGUCUUUGGGUUCUAAGUCUAGGUGCUUUGGUCCUUGUUAGUUUCUGGGUUGCUCUCGGUGCACUUCAACGCGCUGAUAUUAAGCCAUUAGCCAUGCUUCGUUUAUUAAUUCUGGGCGCUUUACACACUCCUGAGAUUGGCAAUACACUAUAUUACCAACCUCAAGCGGCAGGCCUUCUACUUGCUGUCUACUUAUUCUUAACAGUUGUUGUUUUGGGCUCCUUGUUAACUGCCUCUUUCCUUGGUACCUUCAUUGAAAUAUCUAAAGAAUUGGACACCAUCAAACGCGACUGGGUGAUAGAAAGAUGCUUAAAGACGAGUCCUGCAUUGAGCACUUUUAUUCCUACUGUCGUCGUUGACCUCUUUUUCGGCGUUUUGGCGUGGUUUGCUAGAGUUGCGUUAAAGAGCCAAAAAAUUGAACUAUGCAUACAAAAGAUACAUCAAAUCUUCUGGUACAUUAUAUUCUCCCCUGUUAUUCUGUUAGUCGGCUUACUUGAACUGAUCACAUCAGUUAUUUUCAAAUGGAAUGCGGUAAAAUCUAUGUUUCAGAAAGGUACUAUCCGUAUUUAAGUGCUGUCAUGGACUUAUACUAUGAAUAAAAAUAAAUUACUGUUUUCAAGCUUUAUGUG
Messenger RNA from Mycotypha africana, 2417 nucleotides. RefSeq lists its product as uncharacterized. NCBI's taxonomy places the organism in Eukaryota, Fungi, Mucoromycota, Mucoromycetes, Mucorales, Mycotyphaceae. The record is from RefSeq and is a predicted model, not a curated record. The transcript is spliced from 4 exons. The coding region runs from base 109 to 2358 and encodes 749 amino acids.